GUAUAUAAUUAGAAAAAGAUAGUUCCCUCAAUAGGAAAAGAAUAAAAGAAGAAACACAAAUGGCCAGUAAUCAUGUAAAAGUAUGUUCAGAAAUUAAGAAAUGUGGGCAGAAGCAGUGGUAUAGUUUUUCUAGUUUACAAAGGCUAAAAGUAUCGAAAAAAGUGAAAAACGGCAUUGCUUAGGAAUGUGGGGAAACUGGCACCUUCAUACUCAUUAGUUGGAAUGUAAAUUGAUACCUUUUUUUUUGAAGAGCAGUUUGAUACAUAUAUUGAAAGCCUUAAAAAUUUCAUACUCUUUGACCUAACAAUUCCAUCUAGAUGACAUAAUCUGAAAUGCAUUCACUAUUUGUAUACAAGGAUAUUCCUCUUAUGUUAUUUAAAAUAGCAGUAAAUUGGAUACAUCAUUUUUUAGCAUUACAGGAUAACUAAACUAAACUGAGGCAUAUCUGUACAAUGAAAUACUAUUCAGCCAUUUAAAAAUGUUACAAAACAAUAUUUAAUGACGUAGGUAAAGGUCACAGUAUAUUACUAAAUAAAAAAACAAUCACAGUUGUGCUUGGGGCAAAAAACAGGCAUUGAAAAAAGAUUUCUUCUGGGGUAUGGGAACCUGAUUGUAAACGAUGGCUGUGUGGAUCCAAGCGCAGCAGCUCCAAGGAGAUGCUCUUCAUCAGAUGCAAGCACUGUAUGGCCAGCAUUUCCCCAUUGAGGUGCGGCAUUACCUCUCCCAGUGGAUUGAAAGCCAAGCCUGGGACUCAAUAGAUCUUGAUAAUCCACAGGAGAACAUUAAGGCCACCCAGCUCCUGGAGGGCCUGGUGCAAGAGCUGCAGAAGAAGGCGGAGCAUCAGGUGGGGGAAGAUGGGUUCUUGCUGAAGAUCAAGCUGGGGCACUACGCCACGCAGCUGCAGAACACCUAUGACCGCUGUCCCAUGGAGCUGGUCCGCUGCAUCCGCCACAUCCUGUACAACGAACAGAGGCUCGUCCGAGAAGCCAACAACGGUACCGCUCCAGCUGGCAGUCUCGUGGACGCCAUGUCCCAGAAACACCUUCAGAUCAACCAGACAUUCGAGGAGCUGCGACUGGUCACGCAGGACACAGAGAAUGAGCUGAAGAAGCUGCAGCAGACUCAAGAGUACUUCAUCAUCCAGUACCAAGAGAGCCUGAGGAUCCAGGCUCAGUUUAGCCAGCUGAACCAGCUGAAUCCCCAGGAGCGUAUGAGCCGGGAGACGGCCCUCCAGCAGAAGCAGGUGUCCCUGGAGGCCUGGCUCCAGCGCGAGGCCCAGACGCUGCAGCAGUACCGUGUGGAGCUGGCCGAGAAGCACCAGAAGACCCUGCAGCUGCUGCGGAAGCAGCAGACCAUCAUUCUGGACGAUGAGCUGAUCCAGUGGAAGCGGCGGCAGCAGCUGGCCGGGAACGGAGGGCCCCCUGAGGGUAGCCUGGAUGUGCUGCAGUCCUGGUGUGAGAAGUUGGCCGAGAUCAUCUGGCAGAACCGGCAGCAGAUCCGCAGAGCUGAGCACCUCUGCCAGCAGCUGCCCAUCCCCGGCCCAGUGGAGGAGAUGCUGGCGGAGGUCAACGCCACCAUCACGGACAUCAUCUCAGCCCUGGUGACCAGCACGUUCAUCAUCGAGAAGCAGCCCCCUCAGGUCCUGAAGACCCAGACCAAGUUUGCGGCCACCGUGCGCCUGCUGGUGGGGGGGAAGCUGAACGUGCACAUGAACCCGCCCCAGGUGAAGGCCACCAUCAUCAGCGAGCAGCAGGCCAAGUCGCUGCUCAAGAACGAGAACACUCGCAAUGACUACAGCGGGGAGAUCCUGAACAACUGCUGUGUGAUGGAGUACCACCAGGCCACGGGCACGCUCAGCGCCCACUUCAGGAACAUGUCCCUGAAGCGAAUUAAGAGGUCUGAUCGUCGUGGAGCAGAGUCAGUGACAGAAGAGAAAUUUACAAUCCUGUUUGAAUCACAGUUCAGUGUUGGAGGAAAUGAGUUGGUUUUUCAAGUUAAGACCCUGUCCCUCCCGGUGGUGGUGAUCGUUCACGGCAGCCAGGACAACAACGCGACAGCCACUGUCCUCUGGGACAACGCUUUCGCGGAGCCUGGCCGGGUGCCAUUCGCCGUGCCUGACAAAGUGCUGUGGCCGCAGCUGUGUGACGCGCUCAACAUGAAAUUCAAGGCCGAAGUGCAGAGCAACCGGGGCCUGACCAAGGAGAACCUCGUGUUCCUGGCACAGAAGCUCUUCAACAGCAGCAGCAGCCACCUCGAGGACUACAGCAGCAUGUCGGUGUCCUGGUCCCAGUUUAACAGGGAGAAUUUACCAGGACGGAAUUACACUUUCUGGCAGUGGUUUGACGGUGUGAUGGAAGUGUUAAAAAAGCAUCUCAAGCCUCAUUGGAAUGAUGGAGCUAUCUUGGGUUUCGUGAACAAGCAACAGGCCCAUGACCUGCUCAUUAACAAGCCCGAUGGGACCUUCCUGCUGAGAUUCAGUGACUCUGAAAUUGGGGGCAUCACCAUUGCUUGGAAGUUUGAUUCUCAGGAAAGAAUGUUUUGGAAUCUGAUGCCUUUUACCACCAGAGACUUCUCUAUCCGGUCCUUGGCUGACCGCCUGGGUGACCUGAAUUACCUUAUCUAUGUGUUUCCUGAUCGGCCGAAGGAUGAGGUGUACUCCAAAUAUUACACGCCGGUCCCCUGCGAGCCUGCCACUGCUAAAGCAGUGGACGGGUACGUGAAGCCGCAGAUCAAGCAAGUGGUCCCUGAGUUUGUAAAUGCCUCUGCAGACUCUGCGGGGGGCAGCGCCACCUACAUGGACCAGGCCCCCUCCCCAGCCGUGUGCAACCAGGCUCACUUUAACAUGUACCCACAAAACCCUGACCCUGUCCUUGACACCGAUGGGGACUUUGAUCUGGAUGACACAAUGGACGUGGCGCGGCGUGUGGAGGAACUGUUAGGCCGACCAAUGGACAGUCAGUGGAUCCCCCAUGCGCAGUCGUGACCCCCAGGCUCCAUCUUCAGCUUCUUCAUCCGCGUCAGAGGAGUUACUCUUGUGGAUGUUUCAAUUCCAUGAAUCGCUUCUCUUUGGAAACAAUACUCAUAAUGUGAAGUGUUGAUACUAGUUGUGACUUUAGUGUUUCUGUGCAUGGUGGCACCAGUGAAGGGAAUGUGCGAGAGUGAGUGUGCGUGCGUGCGUGUGCGUGUGUUUGCAUGUUGUUUCUCUCCCCCUCGCUGUCCAGAGUGUAGCUGUAGCGGUGGGGCCACAGAGGCUGUGGUUUGGUUGUUUUAACGUUGUACACAAAGAUUGUUCCUUGAACCCUGGAACUCGGCCAUGUGUCUUGAGGGAGGCUGAACUUUGACGUGUGGCCGUUCAAGUGAGAGAAAGACAAGGGGGGAGAGCACCUCCUCUCUGGGGAGCCUUUGUCACUGUGUCUGCCAAGCCGUUGAUGUGUAACCGUGAUUAUCUCCGCCUUUCUUCUCAAGUAUAGAAACUGCCUUUUGACAAAGAAAGCCAGCCCUCCCGCCUCCCCUCCCCCCUGCCCCCGUUUUCCCGGGAAGAGACGGGAAAGGGGAGACAUUCCACGAGAGCGUGGGAGCAAGAGGGGUCUUAGGUGGCUUUCUAAAUAACACCCAUCUUAAUGUUCUCUCCCCCCACUCUGGAAUUGCCACUGUGUGCCUGUGCGUGUGCACAUGUACAGACGCGUCUCACGAGCUACAGGAAGGAACCGAGGGUCACGUAACCGAAGCGUGCAGUGCCCACGUCCCCUGUGUCCGCCAGAGCGGCCUGCCCAGCCUUGGCUCCAGGCGCUGAGAAUGCCGGCCGGCCGCCCUGCGGAGCUGCGUCGGCUCUGCCCAGCCGUGUGCCAGCAGCGACACAAGCGAGGCUUCGCGAGGGCUCGUGGAGGACGCUUUGUAGCGGACGUUGAAUGGUGUUUUUGUCUCUAGAUGGGACUUUCUGUUUUCCUCUGCCCGCCCUCACAUGCCGUAGGAGUCUCUUCCCGUGCCAGGCCCUGUGCCGCCCGCGCCAGGCCACCGCGUUGCCCUUCAUGUUCAUGCACCGACCACGUCUUCAUAGUGGGUGGCAGGGGCGUGCGCGAACCAGGGCCGCAUGUCCAGCGGUGUCGUUGCCCCCAGGUGUGGGGUGCUGGGGGUGCUGGGCGUUGGUAAUCUGUGGGGGGACGCAGUCAACAAUUUUGCUGGGAAGUUUGGGUAAACUGCAAACAUAGAACAAAAAAGCCUAUGCAUAAUGUUGCCCAGUUUCUUCCGUAGCUGCACACCUGAAGGAACAGCCGUGGCAGGCGAGUGGGAGGUGGGGGUCAGACAGAGCUUCAGGCUAGGCCUACAAGGUCAGCCCGCCCCCUCUCCAAGAGAAAGGCAAGACCACACCUGGAGAGAAUGGCGCUAAAGACCUUAUUUUUAUACACCCCAGUACAUAAGCAGAUAUUUUUUUUUACAAAAAUAACUGAAUUUAUCAGUGUUUUGAUGUUAAAGGAAAAUAUUCCUCUGUGGUAAAUUAUUUAUUGGAAGAUGAUUUUUUAAAAGCUGCUGUUGGCCCUGGCUUGUUUUCAUACACUGAUUUAUUUUUCUAUGCUGGGCAGUAGAAUCUCUGCCUCGGAGGAGCAGGUUGACCCUCCACGGGUGCCAGCAUUGACACAGGAUGCUGCUAAGCCCCAUGUGCCCCUCAAGAUGGAGUAAAAUGCCGACUGAGAUGCUGAGAGUGAGGGAAGGUGAAAAGGAAGCCGGACUGUGCACAUACCCCGGCUUCCAGAGCCACCCGCCUGUCCCUCUGGGUGCUUCACAGCACCCACCGGGCCCUCGGGCCCCUCGUGCCGGCAGCUCGGACCGCAUGAGGUCUGGCACACGCAGGCAGGCUGGUGCAGACCAGCCCGGGAGGUCAAGGGCAGGGGGCUGGAGGUGGGGUGUGCGCUGCUGCCCCAGCGGGGUGGGGUCCUGUGCUGUGCAGUUGCCGAGCUGUCCCUGCUCUUCCUGAGGCCGCCUGCGGCGGGAGAUUUCCGGCUGAACAGUGCAAGCUCGCCGCCUGCGUUGUAUCACUAAACUUUGAACUGUGAGUCUUAGUGCAGUUUCCAUGGAGAGUCGCCAUUACCGGCAAUAGUGCCGUUUUGCAGGCAGUUGCAGCACUUGGGAUUUCCCUCAGAUCCAGUGACUUUCAAGAGUCCGCACUGGGAACUGUGUUUAUGUCACUCAGUUUCCAGGGCAGAACCACAGAGGCGGCCGUGGCAAGCCUUGGCCACCCCCGCCUCUCAUUCACUCCCAGACGCACAGAAGUCAUCAAAAUGUAUAAUGCAGUGUGUGGUAUGUGCGGGGUUUUGUAGGGGGGGAGACUAACAUUGACUAUAACUUAAAACGGAAGUAUACUUUUUAUAAAUUUUCUUUUUAAGACUUUGUGAAAUUAUUUCAGAUACAUAUUUUAGUGUCAAGGCAGAUUAGUAUUUAGCCAGCCAAAAACAAGUAUUGUGUACAAUUCGGGGCAGUCACAAAGUUGUGUAUUUUAUGUUACAAUAAAGGUUUCCUCUGAAGGAACAGUGCUGAGUCCUGGUGUUUGGUUUGGUUUGGUC
This is a messenger RNA of Talpa occidentalis (Iberian mole), 5558 nucleotides long. RefSeq names its product signal transducer and activator of transcription 5B (gene STAT5B). Bases 620 to 2983 code for a protein of 787 amino acids. Gene Ontology annotation, molecular function: RNA polymerase II cis-regulatory region sequence-specific DNA binding; DNA-binding transcription factor activity, RNA polymerase II-specific. Gene Ontology annotation, biological process: regulation of cell population proliferation; response to peptide hormone; cell surface receptor signaling pathway via JAK-STAT. The record is from RefSeq and is a predicted model, not a curated record. The transcript has 19 exons. Lineage: Eukaryota; Metazoa; Chordata; Mammalia; Eulipotyphla; Talpidae.